Molecule: messenger RNA, 910 nt
Organism: Bursaphelenchus okinawaensis
Lineage: Eukaryota; Metazoa; Nematoda; Chromadorea; Rhabditida; Aphelenchoididae
Source: the annotation of a GenBank genome assembly
AUGUUGUUUCUCAUCGUGCUCGUAGCCACCGUAGCCGCGCAAGGCCCGCGGGUUCAGCAACAGAAUCAGAUGCGGCCGAUUCAAUGUUAUUCAUGUUUGUCGGGCACAUUGUCCGACCAGUCGAGAGCCAUGUUCGAGCAGAACGGGCAUGGGUCGAAUGUGCCGGUGGAUGUGUGUGACGAUCCCUUCUCGACGGUUGGGAAGCAGAUGCAGCCUUGUAUGACGAGUUGUGUCAAGAGUGUGUCCGAGAAUCAGUGUAAGUAGUACUUAACAUAAGGUGUCAAAAAUUUAUUGUACUGUUACUUUUAUAUCAUUGUAAGGGGGUGGUUACAAAAAGGCCGGCAGUACAAAAAAGAAGCAGAAAGAGUACCUAAGAUACCGUAGUCUGUUUUAUGACUAUGUAUUUCCAAUAAAAUUUUAUACUUUUCAGUUACCCGAGUUGUCAUCAGGGGCUGCUUAACUGAUGUAGCUCAACAGCUAACUGGCAGAAGCCCAAACCUUCGUAUCGUAAGUUUUACAGUAAUAAUUUUAUAGCAAAAAUUUUAAAAAAUCUUAUACAUAGUAUAUCACAUUGACCAAAAACUUUAAAAGAUAUUGUAAAAUUAGCUCUACCCCCAAAAAAUUUUAAAAUCGUUUAAGGCUCCACCCCUACACCUGGCUUCCGGGCUGGGCCUAGAGAACUCGGAGAGCGUCAAAAUUGUUCAAUUUAGUCUAUUCAAAUAUAAAAUUUAAAAAAUUUCAGCCAGCCCCAGGCCAAUGUAUUGAAGAGAACCUGGAGAACGUCAACUUGGGCAUGGUGAAGACGCGAACCUGCUUGUGCGACGGUAAUGGCUGUAACGACGCGGUCGGAUUGAAGGUCUCCGCCUUUGCCUUGGCUUUCCUUUUGUUCGUCCUGGCCAUCGUUUAUUAA